AUUCUCAUUAAUUACUAAAUAAAUUGCUUAUUUUAUCAAAACUUGUGUAUCAGAAAAAGAUUUUACUACUAUAAUUUUUUUAUUAAAUAUAUAUAAUAAUGCAUAUUCUUAAUUUCUUGAAAAAAAGAAAGAAAGAAAGAGAAUCGAAUCGGUUUUGUUAUUUUGCAUUUGAUUGCGCCUCAAUUUUUUUUACCGCUCUGGUGUUUAAACGAAACAAAGGUAUAUAAUUAACUUGUUGUUGUUUAAAGACGGUUGUUCGACGGUACGUGGAUAGCGGAAAAUCCACGCCAGUUUUAUGUGAUCGCCGGCGCGACCUAUGUGUACUUACCAAGCUGGAGUUCCAUGCAGAUGGAAUUGAUAGACAAGACAUUGCCGCACGCAGAGUUUCAAUUCUCGGACAUGCGAAACGAUAUUGGAUUGUUCAGGGUGACUAUUUACGCCGUGUAUAUAAUUCUGUGUCGAUAAUAAAGAGAGCAAACCUUGUAACAACCGCGUGGCCGUUUGCUGUCAUCCGCGCCCAUCCUUACAGUUGAGGAGACCUCUUUACAGGAACACGUACAUCCAAUUCGUCGCACUUCCUCCGGCAUACCUUACGGAUAUGUUCAAAAUAUAUACAGAAGACUGUGUUGUAGCGGGAUGGGGUCGGCACAUACCUGGUUCAAAUCAAGAGAGCGGUACAUAUUUGCGACAUGUUCGGAUUCCAUUAAUUUCACCCGAAAAGUGUCCUAUGCCGAGUGUGCAUAAGGAAACACAAUUGUGUGCUGGUCUGCCAGAAGGUGGUCGCGAUAGUUGCCAGGGUGACAGCGGUGGACCACUGUUAUGUAACGGAACGCAGGUUGGCAUUGUCUCUUGGGGUGAAGGCUGUGCCCGUGAAAAUUCACCGGGGGUAUAUUGUCGUGUGGAUUUUUAUCUACAAUGGUUGAAUGAGACUAUUCUUUUAAAUGGAACCUCGGAAUAUUCGUUUCAAUACGCGAUAAUAAUUAUUUUGACGCUUUAUUGUCAAUACUUAUUAAUAUAAUAUAAUAUCAUAUAUGUGUAAGAAACAAAUACGAGAGGAAAAGUUAUAUCUGUGUUAUGUAAUUAUAUUGUACUAUUGAAGAUCUUAUGCCAAAUAAAAAGAAACUGCUAAUUUAUUGCUUAUAUAA
This is a messenger RNA of Formica exsecta, 1145 nucleotides long. RefSeq names its product trypsin-like. NCBI's taxonomy places the organism in Eukaryota, Metazoa, Arthropoda, Insecta, Hymenoptera, Formicidae. The transcript has 3 exons. Gene Ontology annotation, cellular component: rough endoplasmic reticulum. Gene Ontology annotation, molecular function: serine-type endopeptidase activity. Bases 599 to 1018 code for a protein of 139 amino acids. Gene Ontology annotation, biological process: blood coagulation; zymogen activation. The record is from RefSeq and is a predicted model, not a curated record.